Molecule: messenger RNA, 1746 nt
Organism: Knipowitschia caucasica
Lineage: Eukaryota; Metazoa; Chordata; Actinopteri; Gobiiformes; Gobiidae
Source: the annotation of a GenBank genome assembly
AUGCUGCAGACUCUGUGUUGUGAGAUUGUGAAACGGCACACAGAGAGGAGUGGUGACUAUUCUUCCAAAGGAUUACCAGCUUUUAUCGCUCAACUCAGCAGUCUUUUAACUAGCACUAGCCCCACACACUUCUCCGCCAAGAUGGGGAGGCGGCGCUUCUCCGGGCUGGAGAUGUCCCUCAUCAUCAUGUUCCUUUUGAUGACGAUUGCUUGCAUCGCUCUCAUUGCUCUCUUUGUAACAAGCCAAAGGGAAACAAAAAUUGUUCCUACUUGUCCUAUCAUUCUUCAUGCUGAGAGAGUGGACUGCUUCCCAGAUGCCGGUGCCUCCAAGGAAAAAUGCGAGGCGCGGGGCUGCUGCUGGAGCCCCCUGGAUGAGAGGAACGUCCCCUGGUGUUUCUUCUCAGCCAAUCAUGGAUACUCGUUGGAAUCUCUGGAUCAAUCAAACCCUAAUGUGAUGAAAGCAACUCUUCGUAGAAUGCCCUCUCCAUCUUUGUUUGGGGCAGAUAUUGAGGAGCUGGCAAUUCAAGCAGAAAUGCAAACAUCCAAGCGGCUUCAUUUCAAGAUCUACGAUGCCAGAAGGCAAAGGUUCGAGGUCCCCCAUGAGCACAUCAAUAAACUCAACUACCAGCCAUCCAGACCCCAUCCCGACAUCAUGCAGAUCACGCACAAGCCCUUUGGCAUCACUGUACGCAGGAGGGAGAACAAAAAAGUCCUGUUUGACACCACCAUGGCCCCCCUGGUGUUUGCAGAUCAGUACCUGCAGAUAUCAGCCAAGCUGCCAUCCCAUAAUAUUUACGGCCUUGGAGAGCACGUGCACAAGGACUUCCGCCAUGACACCAACUGGAGAACCUGGCCCAUUUUCACCAGAGAUGCUUUUCCCAAUGGGAUGUUGGAAGGGUUAGGGAUGAAGAAGGAAGAAGUUGAAAGAAAUGAAAGAUGCAGGAAGAAGAAGAAGAAAGAAAAGGGAAGAAGGGGAAAGAAGAAGAGGGAAGAGGAUGAGGUAGAAGGAGGAGGGAGGAAGAGGAAGGGGAAGAAGAAGAAGGUGAAGAAGGGGAAGAGGGGGAAGAAGGGGAAGAAGAGGAAGAAGGGGAAGAAGAGGAAGAAGGGGAAGAAGAGGAAGAAGAGGAAGAAGAGGAAGAAGAGAAAGAAGAGAAAGAAGGGGAAGAAGAGGAAGAAGGGAAGAAGAGGAAGAAGGGAAGAAGAGGAAGAAGAGGAAGAAGGGGAAGAAGGAGAAGAAGAGGAAGAAGGGGAAGAACAGGAAGAAGUGGAAGAACAGGAAGAAGAGGAAGAAGGGGAAGAAGAGGAAGAAGGGAAGAAGAGGAAGAAGAGGAAGAAGGGGAAGAAGGAGAAGAAGAGGAAGAAGGGGAAGAACAGGAAGAAGUGGAAGAACAGGAAGAAGAGGAAGAAGGGGAAGAAGGGGAAGAAGGGGAAGAAGAGGAAGAAGAGGAAGAAGGGGAAGAAGGGGAAGAAGGAGAAGAAGAGGAAGAAGGGGAAGAACAAUGUUGGAAGGGUUAGGGAUGAAGAAGGAAGAGGAAGGGGAAGAAGAAGGAAGAAGAAAGAAAAGGGAAGAGGAGGAAAGAAGAAGAAGGGGAAGAAGGGGAAUAAGAAGAAGAAGAGGAAGAAGGGGAAGAAGGGGAAGAAGGGGAAGAAGAGGAAGAAGAGGAAGAAGGGGAAGAAGGGGAAGAAGAGGAAGAAGGGGAAGAAGGGGAAGAAGAGGAAGAAGGGGAAGAAGGGGAAGAUGAAGUAG